AUGGGCAAGGGCAAGGUGAAGUACGUCAUCUACAAGAUCGCCAACAACAAGAAGGAGGUCGUUGUCGAUGAGAUCGGGCAUGAUCACGACUAUGAAGUCUUCCGUGAGAGACUCAUCGCCGCUCGGGAUGACAAGGGUAACGUCGCCCCUCGUUAUGCUGUUUACGAUGUCGAGUUCGAGCUAGGUGGUGGUGAGGGCAAGAGGAGCAAGAUCAUCUUCAUCUCUUGGGUCCCUAGCGAGACCCCUACUUUCUCGUCUAUGCUUUACGCCAGCACUCGCGAGGUUUUGAAGAACGCGCUGAACAUCCCCAUCUCCAUCCAUGCCGACGACAAGGCUGAUAUCGAGUGGAACACAAUCUUGAGCGAAGCCAGCGGCGGCAAGGCUGGUAAAUAA
Molecule: messenger RNA, 393 nt
Organism: Monascus purpureus
Lineage: Eukaryota; Fungi; Ascomycota; Eurotiomycetes; Eurotiales; Aspergillaceae
Source: the annotation of a GenBank genome assembly